UUGUCUAUUCUUAUUGCCAUGGAUAUGAUGGAGUCCAAGUCAGCGGGCAGAUCGAGUGGCGCCAGCUGGUCUUGUAGGGGAUCCGAGAGACCGCUGACGAAUGCGUCGAACAGUGCAGCGGAGUUCCAUCCGCUGUUGACUGCAAUAGUCCUGAACUCAAUAGCAUAGUCAGCCACACUACGCUGAUUCUGCCGCAGCUUGAUCAGAGCCCGAGCUGCUUCUCUGCCCGGAGUGGUUUGAUCAAAAAUCUUCCUCAUGGUGUCUGUCUGGAGAUCAUGAAGGCCACUUUGGAGUAAUCCGUGGGAAAUGCAGUCGGUUAGUGUCGAUAGUGUAACUCACACUGUACGAUGAACGGCCGGCAGCCUUCCGAGUGCCCAGAAAACUUUUCGGGUGGAGCCAGAUGCAUGGACGAGAUGUGCGGCCCAGUCGCCGGGUUGGGCUCGGAUCCGGUCGUCGCUGGGAGCGGAGGAGUCGUGGGAGGAGAAGCAGCCUGCAGCAUGUGGCGAGUGGGUCUCCUCCUGGUGACCCUGUGUGCCACCCUAACGCUGGCCCAGUUCCCCCGACAGUGCGUCACUCCUGAGGGUCUGCUGAGUGGCCAGUGCUGCCCGUCCCCUGCGGGGGUGGCAGGGGAUGAGUGUGGCUCCAGCACAGGAAGAGGGCAGUGUGUGGUCAUCGCAGCAGACAACCGCCGCCAUGGACCCCAGUACCCUUACGCUGGGCGCGAUGACAGAGAGAAGUGGCCGCUGAGAUUUUUCAACCGCACUUGCCAAUGUAACGGGAAUUUCAGUGGCUACAACUGUGGGCAGUGUCGACACGGGCUGACUGGACCAAACUGUGAUCAAAGGAUCUCUGUGGUGAGAAGAAAUAUCAUGCAGAUGAGUGCAGCUGAGAAGCAGGCAUUUGUGAACGCCUUGGACCAAGCUAAGACGACUGUCCACCCUGACCUGGUCAUCUGUACACGACGGUACCAGGAGGUGUUUGGGCCUGAUGGCAACACCCCGCAGUUUGAGAACGUCACCAUUUACAACUACUUUGUUUGGAGCCACUACUACUCUGUCAGUAAAACGUACCUCGGGUCGGGCCAGACCAGCUUUGGAGGCGUAGACUUCUCCCACGAGGGCCCGGGUUUUGUCACCUGGCACCGCUUUCAUCUGAUUCAACUGGAGAGAGACAUGCAGAACAUGCUGGGCGACUCCACCUUCGCCUUGCCCUACUGGAACUUUGCCAUCGGAGGCAGCGAGUGUGACAUCUGCACCGACGAGCUGCUCGGAGCCAGGAGCUCCUUCGACAUGAGCUCCAUCAGCCCCAACUCCGUGUUCUCCCAGUGGAGGGUCAUCUGUGAGAGUGUGGAAGACUACGACACCUUCGGCACCAUCUGCAACAGCACAGAGACCAGUCCCAUCAGGAGGAACCCAGCGGGGAACGUGGCGCGGCCCAUGGUGCAGAAGCUGCCCGAGCCCCAGGAUGUGUUGGACUGUCUGGAGCUCAACGCCUUCGACACUCCUCCUUACUACUCCACCUCCUCUGAGAGCUUCAGGAACACCAUUGAAGGCUACAGUGCCCCCCAGGGGAUGUACGACCCGGUGGUCCGAAGCCUCCACAACUUGGCCCAUCUCUUCCUCAACGGGACAGGCGGACAGACUCACCUCUCGCCCAAUGACCCCAUCUUUGUCCUGUUGCACACAUUCACUGAUGCAAUCUUUGACGAGUGGCUCAGCAGACACCAACCCGGUGAAGUAGUCUACCCCGAGGAGAAUGCUCCCAUUGGGCACAAUCGAAAUUUCAACAUGGUUCCUUUCUGGCCUCCUGUCACCAAUGCUGAGAUGUUUGUCGCUGCCACAGAAAACCUGGGAUACUCCUAUGAGGUCCAGUGGCCCACUCGUGCCUACACUGUGUCUGAGAUCAUCACCAUUGGCGUUGUUGCGGCGGUGCUGCUGGUGGCAGUGUUGGGGGGUGUCAUCGCCUGUGCAGUGCGUGCCCGCUCUUACCGCUCAGCUGAGGCCCUGGAGCCACUGCUGGGAGAAACUUUCCGAUGCUACUCAGAGGAUGACCGAAGGUUGGACAAAUCACAGUCCGUUGUCUAAAUCCAAGCCUCUCAAGAGUGGACAUAACAUUUUAAUGCAUGUUAGCUUUUUUUUAUUCCCAUACUUCUUCUAAUAAAGUUGAACUGGUUUUGAAUCCA
Messenger RNA from Gymnodraco acuticeps, 2182 nucleotides. RefSeq names its product tyrosinase-related protein 1b (gene tyrp1b). NCBI's taxonomy places the organism in Eukaryota, Metazoa, Chordata, Actinopteri, Perciformes, Bathydraconidae. The record is from RefSeq and is a predicted model, not a curated record. The transcript has 9 exons. Gene Ontology annotation, biological process: melanocyte differentiation; melanosome organization. The coding region runs from base 348 to 2084 and encodes 578 amino acids. Gene Ontology annotation, molecular function: oxidoreductase activity. Gene Ontology annotation, cellular component: melanosome.